UCUCCCGCGCUCUGAUUGGCUCGCGCUCUGCAGCAGCCUCCUCACCGGCAGCACGCGCUGCUCCGGUCCGUCAGAGUCCCGGUGCGGUCUGUGGUCCCCGUUAAUAACUGGAGGGAGGACUAUUGAGAGACCCGGACCAGGACCGGACUGACCCGGACUCCCUUUUUCUCUCUGUGUGUGUCCCGAGUUCUUUUGGUCCGGUUCGGCUGCCUGCGUUGUGUGUUGGGAUCUAACCCGGCUCGGCUCGGCCAGGCUCAGCUCGGCUCUUCCCUUGUGGAUCUGUUUUGGUUCGGACCGACAUGGACUUAAACCGGACCGGACCGCGCGGGACGAGGUUGUGAACGGAGGGACCGCCGCGUGCCAGAGCGCGCGCGACCUGCGAUGGCUGAAUGACAGAGAGAGAGAGAGAGAGAGGCAGACAGACAGAGAGACAGACAUGGAGAAACUACUGAGUCAGGUGGUGUGUGUGUGUGUGUUGCUGAGUGGAAGAGUUUAUCCGGCAGAAUUAACCUGCGAGACGUUGAUCCUGCUGUCCACCAACCUGACAGCGAGGACGUUGGCGUUAUUGAACCAGACGUUCACCAUCAGUAACUCCUCAGGUCUGUACUGUCACCUGUCUGUGGACGGGAUAGGAACCUGCUGGCCUCGAAGUGCAGCAGGAGAGCUGAUCUCCAGACCUUGUCCUGAACAGUUCAAUGGCAUCCACUACAAUACCACCACCUCGCCUACAGUUUCUGUACUAGAACCAAAAUAUGAUUUACCAGCACAGAUUAGGAGUAUUGGUUUGAUGGAGUGGACAUCCAAGGGCCUGUCAAACUUUACAGACCUGUUGGUCUCCGACUCUGACCAAGUGUACAGAGAGUGUCAGUCUAACGGCAGCUGGGCUCCUCGAGGAAACUACAGUCAGUGCACCGAGAUUAUCAUCCUGAGGAAAAGUAAAGUUCAUUAUCAGGUUGCUGUGAUCAUCAACUACCUGGGUCACUGUAUCUCUCUGGGAGCACUGCUACUGGCCUUCACACUCUUCAUGAGACUCAGGAGUAUCCGCUGUCUGAGGAACAUCAUCCACUGGAAUCUGAUCUCAGCGUUCAUCCUGAGGAACGCUACCUGGUUCAUUGUGCAGUUAACGAUGAACCCCGCUGUUACCGAGAGCAACCAGGUGUGGUGCAGGUUGGUGACGGCAGGUUAUAAUUAUUUCCAUGUCACAAACUUCUUCUGGAUGUUUGGUGAAGGCUGUUACCUCCACACGGCCGUCGUUCUCACCUACUCCACCGACAAGCUCAGGAAGUGGAUGUUCAUCUGCAUCGGCUGGGGUAUUCCAUUUCCUAUCAUUGUGGCGUGGGCUUUUGGGAAGCUUUACUACGACAACGAGAAGUGCUGGUUUGGAAAGAGGGCAGGGGUUUACACAGACUAUAUCUACCAAGGCCCCAUGAUCCUGGUCCUGCUGAUUAACUUUGUCUUUCUGUUCAACAUUGUUCGGAUCCUGAUGACCAAACUGAGGGCGUCUACCACCUCAGAGACCAUCCAGUACAGGAAGGCAGUGAAGGCGACUCUGGUGCUGCUGCCUCUGUUAGGAAUCACCUACAUGUUGUUCUUUGUGAAUCCUGGAGGAGAAGACGAAGUCGCUCAGAUUGUCUUCAUCUACUUCAACUCCAUUCUGGAGUCCUUCCAGGGUUUUUUUGUCUCAGUUUUCUACUGUUUUCUCAACAGUGAGGUGCGCUCCGCGGUCAGGAAGCAUUGGAUUCGUUGGCAGGACCGUCACUCCUUCCGAAGCCGGGCGGUGCGCGCCACAUCACUUCCCACCUCACCGAGCAGAGUGUCCUUCCACAGCAUCAAACAGUCCUCCAACCUCUGACAGACGGACAGACAGACAGACAGACAGACAGACUGUGUCUCUGUUGGACCUGAACUUAUCCAACUACAGUCCAUGGUUUCAUUCCAGUCAGCUGCUCAGAUGCUUUAUUCUGCAUCAGGACCAGAUUUAACCAACCAGUGGAUCAGUUCAGACCAGCCAAUCACAGUGCAGGACACAGAUUUGCGGGGCCAAUCAGAUGGAGACCUGUAAGUGAAGACUCUGCAAGGCCCCGCCCCUCUUCCAAUCACCAAUCACUGGACUCGACCAAUCAGCCGCUUCCACAGGGUCACAGACACUCAGGCAGCUGGACUGUGUUCAUAUAAUCAAGUUUAUUUAUUGAUUAGUGUUAUUGAUGAGCUAUAUAUGUGUAUAUUGUAAUAUUGAUCACCAGCUUUCUCCUGUUUAACAGAGCUAACAGCACACACACACAAACAGGACAAAGUGUCCUGAGAUAACUUGUCCAAUUCAUAACAGAUAACUUCUGUUAUGAAUUGGCGCUAUACAAAUAAAAUUGAAUUGAAUUGAAUUGAACACACACACACACACACACACACACAGUAGAUGGCAGUAAUUAUCUCAAACAGUGUGUGAUAUGACACUCUGGAUGAAGUCCCUCAGCAUUGAUCAUCAUUGAUUAUCUACAAUCAGAAUAUUUAGUUCAACAUGUACUUCAUUCAAUUCAAUUCAAUUCAAUUUUAUUUGUAUAGCGCCAAUUCAUAACAGAAGUUAUCUCAGGACACUUUUCAAAUAGAGCAGGUCUAGACCGAACUCUUUAUAACAUUAUUUACAGAGACCCAACAGUACCACCAUGAGCAAGCACUUGGCGACAAGGGCAAGGAAAAACUGCCUGUUAAAAGGCAGAAACCUAGGACAGAUCCUCCGGCUCUAGGUGGGUGGUCGUCUGUCUCGACCAGUUGGGGUGAGAGAGAGAGAGAGAGAGAGAGAGAGGCAGAGAGAGAGAGCGAGAGACAGACAGACAGACAGACAGGUGCAUAGCAACAACAGUAUUGGCAAUGGCAAUCUAGCAGGACCAUGGCAGGAGGCUCCACCAGGAUCGACAAGAACCUGCGAGACGAGAAAGCACGGAAGAAGUGAAGUUAGUAACAUGCAUUAAUGGAACAUGAAUGAGUGCAGAAAGAGAGAGGAAGGGAGGAGCUCAGUGCAUCAUGGGAAAUCCCCCGAUAGUCUAGGCCUAUAGCAGCAUAACUAAGGGAUGGUUCAGGACUCACCUGAUCCAGCCCUAACUAUAAGCUUUAUCAAAGAGGAAUGUCUUAAGCCUACUCUUGAAUGUGGUGAGGGUGUCUGCCUCCCGAACCACAACUGGAAGCUGAUUCCACAAGAGAGGAGCUUGGUAACUGAAGGCUCUGGCUCCUGUUCUACUUUAAGAGACUAUAGGAACCACAAGUAGCCCAGCAUUCAGAGAACGUAGUGUUCUAGAGGGGUAAUAGGGUACUAUGAGCUCUUUAAGAUAUGAAGGGGCCUACCCAUGAAGAGCUUUAUAGGUGAGGAGGAGGAUUUUAAAUUCAAUUCUACAUUUUACAGGGAGCCAAUGCAGAGAAGCUAGUACAGGAGAGAUGUGAUCUCUUUUUCUAGUUCCUGUCAGUACUCGUGCUGCAGCGUUCUGAAUUAAUUGGAGCGUUUUAAUGGACUUAUUGGGGCAACCUGAUAAUAAAGAGUUGCAGUAAUCCAGCCUUGAAGUAACAAAUGCAUGGAUUAGUUUUUCUGCAUCUGUCUGUGAUAGGAUGUGUCUAAUUUUUGUAAUAUUACGUAAAUGAAAGAAGGCAGUCCUAGAGGUUUGCUUUAUGUGGGAGUUAAAUGACAAAUCCUGAUCAAAGAUAACUCCAAGAUUCCUGACAGUGGUGCUAGAGGCCAAGGUAAUGCCAUCUAGAGUAACUAUAUCUUUAGACAGUGAGUCUCUAAGGUUUUUGGGGCCAAGAACAAGAAUUUCGUUUUUUUCUGAGUUUAACAUCAGAAAAUUGCAGGUCAUCCAGGAUUUUAUGUCCGUAAGACAUGUUUGUAAUUUAGAUAAUUGAUUAAUUUCAUUGGGUUUGAUUGAUAGAUAUAACUGCGUAUCAUCUGCAUAACAGUGAAAGUUCAUGGAGUGAUUCCUAAUAAUGUUGCCUAAAGGGAGCAUAUAUAAAGUAAAUAGUAUUGGUCCAAGUACAGAACCUUGUGGAACUCCAUGACUAACUGUAGUUACUUCAUUAACCACAUUCACUUCAGUAAUCAUAUUUAUUUCAAUCUGGACACUUAAAUAGUCAAACAAAAAAGUCUGCACCAGAACUCUUCCAGAGCUCCACCACUGCAGCUGAAAGUCCUGAACACAUCACAAAGAGAGCAGCCACCAGGGUCCACUCUGACCAACUGGAAAUAUUCAUCUUGCUCUGUUGCACUAAAGAAAAAAUACCAGCUGAACAUCAGGGGGCGCUAUAUACAAAUGUAUUCAUUAUAACAAUUAUAACAAAUUCUGGGGAUUCAUAUUCAUCAUUAUCUAUUAAAAAACAAAAUUAUAUAAUUAAUUGAUUAUAAUGAAUGCAUACAGACACUCCGGGAAUUUAUCUUUAAUAUGCUGAUGAUGUGUUUUUGUACCUUGAAUAUUUUCUUUCCAUGAGACGGACACAGAACAGUUGAAAAUAUAUAUUUAUCAUAAAUUGUAAUUGUUGUUGUGCACAUUUGCACAGUUGUAAAUCUUAAAUAAGAGUUUGGGGUUAGAUAGAGGUCAGUAGUACUAACAGUAACCAUAGUAACUGCAGUAACCGUAGUAACCGUAGGUUAGAUAGUAACUGUAAGUCUGUGUAAAGGAAAAUACUCAGGAUGAAACACAAACUGCCCCUCUUCCUCCUUUUCCCUGAACUCAUCUUCAUCAUUGUGCCUUGUGUGUGUGUGUGUGUGUGUGUGUGUGUGUGUGUGUGUGUGUGUAGAAAUUAUUUCAAAUCUUAUUUUUUUGUAAAUAUUGAAUUUAUAAUAACAUCAGAUUAAAAUCUAAUUUAUAGUUUCAGUGAGAUGAGGAGCACUUGUUUUGGCUACCCAGACACUUGAAUAAAUGAAAGGUGGAGUGGAUAUUGUGACCCUGCUGUGUCUUCUGAUAUUUAAUAAAUCGAUUAAUCAACAGGA
This is a messenger RNA of Dicentrarchus labrax (European seabass), 4966 nucleotides long. RefSeq names its product corticotropin releasing hormone receptor 1 (gene crhr1). Gene Ontology annotation, biological process: cell surface receptor signaling pathway; adenylate cyclase-activating G protein-coupled receptor signaling pathway. Lineage: Eukaryota; Metazoa; Chordata; Actinopteri; Moronidae. The record is from RefSeq and is a predicted model, not a curated record. The transcript is spliced from 16 exons. Gene Ontology annotation, molecular function: corticotropin-releasing hormone binding; corticotrophin-releasing factor receptor activity; corticotropin-releasing hormone receptor activity. Gene Ontology annotation, cellular component: neuron projection; plasma membrane. The coding region runs from base 437 to 1852 and encodes 471 amino acids.